This is a messenger RNA of Aphanomyces invadans, 764 nucleotides long. RefSeq lists its product as hypothetical. Bases 106 to 522 code for a protein of 138 amino acids. Lineage: Eukaryota; Oomycota; Saprolegniomycetes; Saprolegniales; Verrucalvaceae. The record is from RefSeq and is a predicted model, not a curated record. The transcript has a single exon.
GGCCAGUCACUCAACAAUUCUCGAUGAAGCGGGCGAUCGCAGUCUUCGCCGUUGCUGCGGCCUGUGCUGCGUCGGCGACUACCAUCCCUGUCAGUCUCUGUCGCGAUGCCACUUAUGCUAUUGAAGGGCCUAUCUGUUCGGGCAACGGACUGUCGCCUGCUGGGCAAAACUGCCCUCGUGUGGGUGAUGUGGCCAUUAAAGACUGCCAUCCGUACUUGCCGUCCUGGGAUGCGAACACCUCGACUUGCACAGUCAAGGAGAAUUCUAUCUGCAACAAGCUCACCUCCGGCGCCUGGGGCUGUGUCCUCCCUUCCGUCGGGUGCAGCCAAGCUGCGAAGAAGAAAAAGAAAAACAACAAGCCGUUCGUGUGUGACGCCGCGCAGUCCGAGCCGGUUUCAGUCAAGCUGUGGGAUUAUUCGGAGAAAGACACCCCGAGCCUUGCGACUGUGUCUGCUGCUGCUGCCCCCGCUUCGUGGUUCGAGUCUUCGCGAACUGUCGCCAAGUACGAGGUUGGUUGCUUGAACGCUGCGAAGUUCGUCAAGGUCACUACAACGGUGCCUCCAACCACUACGCUGUUGCGAACGACCACGGCGACACCUACUUACACAACCAUUCAACCAGCGACUACUUUAGUCCCUCCUACCACGACCAAGGGUACAACGACCUUGGCUCCUCCGACUACAACCAAGACAACUACCACCCCCACGCCUUCUACCACAACGAAAACACCUACACCAACCCCCACUCCAGCGCCUACUCCUGCA